GUCGGCCUUCACCAGCCAACACAUCGCACCCCAGCUCACCAUGCUGUCCAACGCCUGGACGCAUACACCAGAGGAUGCGCUCGCUUUUUACGGCACCGACCCAAAGACGGGUCUGACCGAGGAGCAGCUUGGGCGCAACCGUGCGCUCUACGGCGACAAUGUGCUUCCCGACUCGGCGCCCACCUCCCUGUUCAAACUCAUCCUCGCCCAGUUCCAGGACCAGCUGGUGCUCAUCCUCCUCGGCUCGGCGGUCGUAUCGUUCGUCCUCGCUCUCUUCGAGGAUGUCAACCAGCCCGGCGCGUCGUGGAUGACGGCCUUUGUCGAGCCCCUUGUCAUUCUUUUGAUUCUCAUAGCCAACGCCACGGUCGGCGUCAUCCAGGAGACCAACGCCGAGAAGGCCAUUGACGCUCUUCGCGAGUACUCGCCCGACGAGGCCCACGUUCUCCGCUCCGGCAGACUCAUCAAGGUCCCCGCCUCCGAGCUCGUCCCCGGCGAUGUCGUCUCUGUCCACGUUGGCGACCGCAUCCCCGCCGACUGCCUCAUCCUCUCGUUCUCCUCUUCGUCGUUCCGCGUCGACCAGGCCAUGCUCACCGGCGAGUCCAUGUCGGUCGGCAAGACUGAGGGCCCGAUCCGUGACGAGAAGGCCGUCAAGCAGGACAUGACCAACAUGCUCUUCUCGGGAACCACUGUUGUCAACGGCGCUGCCCGCGCUCUGGUUGUGCUUACUGGCGAGCGCACCGCGCUCGGCCAGAUCCACCAGAGCAUCUCCAAGGACGACGAAGAGGAGGAGAAGACUCCUCUGAAGCGCAAGCUCGACGACUUUGGAGACCAGCUUGCCAAGGUCAUUUCCGUCAUCUGCAUCGCCGCCUGGCUCAUCAACAUCCGCCACUUCUCCGACCCCUCGCACCACGGCUGGCUCAAGGGUGCCAUCUACUACCUCAAGAUUGCCGUCGCUCUUGCGGUCGCUGCCAUUCCCGAGGGUCUCGCCGCUGUUAUCACUGCGUGUCUUGCGCUCGGCACAAAGAAGAUGGCCAAGAGAGGCGCCAUUGUUCGCAACCUUCCCUCGGUCGAGACGCUCGGCUGCACCAACGUCAUCUGCUCGGACAAGACUGGCACCCUUACCACCAACCAGAUGUCGGUCUCGCGCUUCCUCACCGUCGAGUCGGACAGCGGCAAGCUCGCAGAGUACGCUGUCGGCGGCACUACUUUCGCUCCCGAGGGCAGCGUGACCACCCUCGACGGCAAGCAUGCCGAGCGCUCCAAGGUCCGCACUGCGCCGGUUGACAAGCUCGUCGAGAUCUCGGCUAUCUGCAACGACGCCAAGAUUGCCUACAACGCCGACACUGAGACGUACCAGAACGUUGGUGAGCCUACGGAGGCCGCCAUGAAGGUUCUUGUUGAGAAGCUCGGCUCGGAGGACGAGGGCUUCAACAAGACUCUCGGUACUCUCUCCCCUCUCCGCCGUGCCACCGCCGUUAACGACCACUACGACCAGGAGAUUGAGCGUCUCUUGACCUUUGAGUUCACCAGAGACCGCAAGUCCAUGUCCGUCUUGACCAAGAAGUCCAACGGUGCCGUCUCCUUACUCGUCAAGGGCGCCCCCGAGUCGGUCAUUGAGCGCUGCUCUACGGUUCUUCUUCCCUCUGGCAAGGCUCCCCUUACCGCCGCUCUUCGCGCCCAGCUUGCCGACAAGCAGCUCGAGUACGGCAAGCGCGGUCUCCGCACUCUUGCCCUGGCCUACGUUGACGAGAACGACGGCGAUGUCUCGCACUACAAGUCGAACAGCGCCGACGACUACGUUCGUUUCGAGCAGGACAUGACCUUUGUCGGCCUCGUUGGCAUGCUUGACCCUCCCCGCCCCGAGGUCCGCGACGCCAUUGCCAAGUGCCGCGGCGCUGGUAUCCGCACCAUUGUCAUCACUGGCGACAACAAGAACACUGCCGAGACCAUCUGCCGUGAGAUUGGUGUCUUUGGCCCCGACGAGGACUUGACUGGCAAGAGCUACACUGGCAAGGAGCUCGACGCGCUCGGCCACGAGGAGAAGGUCGCCGCCGUCCAGCGCGCUAGCCUGUUCUCUAGAACUGAGCCUACCCACAAGCAGCAACUGGUUGACCUCCUCCAGGGUCUUGGCCUCGUCGUCGCCAUGACUGGUGACGGUGUUAAUGACGCCCCUGCGCUCAAGAAGGCCGACAUUGGUAUCGCCAUGGGCUCGGGCACUGACGUUGCCAAGCUCGCCGCCGACAUGGUGCUUGCGACUGACAACUUUGCCACCAUUGAGAAGGCUGUCGAGGAGGGCCGUGCGAUCUACAACAACACCAAGCAGUUCAUCCGCUACCUCAUCUCGUCCAACAUUGGCGAGGUCGUAUCCAUCUUCCUCACCGUGCUCCUCGGCAUGCCCGAGGCCCUCAUCCCCGUCCAGCUUCUUUGGGUCAACCUCGUCACCGACGGUCUCCCUGCCACUGCUCUCGGCUUCAACCCUCCCGACAGCCAGAUCAUGAAGACCAAGCCGCGCAACGACCGCGAGCCGCUGGUCGGCCGCUGGCUCUUCAUCCGUUACAUGAUCAUUGGCAUCUACGUCGGCGCCGCCACCGUGUUCGGCUACGCCUGGUGGUUCAUGUUCUACACUGGUGGCCCGCAGAUCUCGUUCCACGAGCUCACCAACUUCCACCAGUGCUCGGCCAUCUUCCCCCACAUCGACUGCAGCAUGUUCACCGGCGAGCCCGGCAAGCGUGCGACCACCAUCUCGCUCUCCAUCCUCGUCGUGAUUGAGAUGUUCAACGCGUGCAACUCGCUCUCCGAGGAUGAGUCGCUCCUCACCCUGCCCAUCUGGACCAACCCCUACCUCGUCGGCGCGAUCGCCCUCUCGAUGGCCCUCCACUUCAUGAUUCUCUACGUGCCCUGGAUGAACGAGCUGUUCCAGAUCGUUCCCCUCAACUGGGACGAGUGGAUGGCCGUCUUGUGGAUCUCGUUCCCGGUCAUCAUCAUCGACGAGGUGCUCAAGUUUGUCAGCCGUCGGUGGGUGAACAAGGUCCGCAAGGACUAGGCGCAAUAACUGGACGGGGGUUGGCGUCGGAUGUAAAAACACAAGACAUUCGUAGAUAGGUUAGAGCUGCGGCGCGAAGGCCGCGGUACAUUUUGAUGCACACAUACAUCUCUAGGA
Vanrija pseudolonga is the source of this 3160-nucleotide messenger RNA. It is a transcript of the gene ATP2A3, whose product is annotated as Sarcoplasmic/endoplasmic reticulum calcium ATPase 3. Lineage: Eukaryota; Fungi; Basidiomycota; Tremellomycetes; Trichosporonales; Trichosporonaceae. The record is from RefSeq and is a predicted model, not a curated record. Bases 41 to 3043 code for a protein of 1000 amino acids. The transcript is spliced from 3 exons. Gene Ontology annotation, molecular function: ATP binding; ATP hydrolysis activity; P-type calcium transporter activity. Gene Ontology annotation, cellular component: membrane. Gene Ontology annotation, biological process: calcium ion transmembrane transport; intracellular calcium ion homeostasis.